AUGUUUCUUCGAGUCAUUGGAAAUAGUAAAAAACGCCAGCGACUAUUUAUCAAUGUUUCCUUCUUUUUUCUCAUCAUUGGGCUUCUUGUUCUCGGUGUCUUCACAAUCAAAAAGAACACCUAUAUCACCUUCGAUUCAUGGGAUCUAGCACAAGAGAUUGCUCAGAACGCGACGGAUGCAGCGAUGGAAAACUCUUCUCACAUUGAUUUCUCUACUGUUCUGUGGAAUGCUGACAUGGAAUUGGUUUUAGCGAAUAAAACGAUUGAUGGGCCUCCGAAAAGAGAUAUUCUAUUCGUUGUCAGUACUUUUAUCGGAGUUGAUGCCGAUAUAAACGAUAGAUACUCCUGGUACAUUGUGAUCUACACCUUGGUGGGCUCUCUUGUAUACGGCUGGAAUGUUCUUCGCUUCGUGCUGUGGACUGAUCAAAAGCUGGAAGGAUUUUUAGAUGAUAUGGGCAUUUAUGAGACAUUAGGCGAUGAAAAUGAAUUUACUGAUUUUGUUCUAGACUUCCGCAAACAGAAAUCCGAGCAGAAGAAGGUGGAAAUCAAAUCGAUUUCCUCCACCCAAUACGACAUCAAAUCCUCGUGGAAAUCCCUAUCCCAACGAGCCAUGAAAGCCUUUCUUCCAAUUUCUCCAGCUCUUCUCUACUUCUCACUCUAUGCCACAUGCCUUUUCCUACUUGCCUGCUAUCACACUUGGAUGCGUGAUCCGAAUGAAAUUAGUGAGAAUAUGAGAGCAGUCUCGAAUUUCGCUGUUGGACUUGAUUCGUCGAUUUUGAUUGGAAAACGUGAUGUGAACAGUUAUGUGUUUGUGAUUUGGGGAGUGGUGUGUCAGAUCCUCUUCUUCUUGACGACCUAUCGUAUUGCUGAGCUUGUGGUGAGAAUCUAUUGUGCAUUGGUUGGAAAGGAGGACACUGUACGCCCGGCAUUCUUGAAUUCAAUCACAGAAGGAGAGGAAUCAAAAAUCGGACAAAUCCAGAAAAAUUCGAAAGCCCAAGAGAACAUUGAUCAUCAGAAACAUGAUUAAUUACAGAGUUGAAUAAAAGUU
Messenger RNA from Caenorhabditis elegans, 1047 nucleotides. It is a transcript of the gene Y75B8A.33, whose product is annotated as DUF221-domain-containing protein. The coding region runs from base 1 to 1026 and encodes 341 amino acids. The transcript is spliced from 6 exons. NCBI's taxonomy places the organism in Eukaryota, Metazoa, Nematoda, Chromadorea, Rhabditida, Rhabditidae. The record is from RefSeq and is marked reviewed.